GCAGUAGCAGUAGUGUGGUGGCGGUGGUGGUAGUAAGUUUUUCCUCUGAAUCUUACGAACACAACACUGUUUAGACGGUCGGUCAAGUAAACAAUUAAUUUUUUUUCCUUUAUCAUACCGCUUGGCUCCAUCCGCGAGACCCACACACACAGACCAAAUGAACUACCCCACUCACGGACAGGUUAUGCUGGCCCUGGACUUGCUACCAGAAACGCUAGGUUCUGACCUUUCUGCUAACUUUGACUUCUUUUCCCCCGCUGCUUUCCCCCAGAAACUAAUGGAUGCCACUUUCUCGGCCGACUUCGCCCAUUGAGACAGAGAAGGAAAAUAAUAAUAAUAAUAAUAAUGUACAAAUAACCGCGAAUUGACGGGAGAGUCGUCGUCGUCGUCGAUUGCAUGCAAGUUUUAGACCUAAUUAUCUAUCAUUUACUGCUGAUUUAAUUUGUUUCUUUAAAAAUUUACCCUGCGUAUUUUGAUGAUAGAGAGGAGAAAACAAUCUGGUUUUUUUUUUUUUUUUUUUUAAUAUAGAGUCACGUUGUUAAAUUCUGGGCCUUUUAUUAUUUUUUUUUUGCCCCUAAUCAAAUAUAUAUAUCAAAUAUAUAAUCAAAAAAUCUCUCCUUGUCCUCCCAGCUCGGCAUUUACAGGAGUUGUGAGUGUGUGUAAGAUUAUAUAUAUUGUAUUCCAUUUGGGUGUUACCAUCAUGUUAGAGUAAUAAUGGCGCCUAAAAAGUCGACAGUGUCAAACGUUCUUCCGUUUCAUGUAGUGGAUAAAACGGCUUUAUCACCGGGAUAUACGCAUUGGGACCAUCACGAUAUAAUUUAUACUAAAAGUGGUCCAAUUGAUUUUAGCAGUAAGCACAAUCACUCAAGUCCUGUGAGUUCAUUACCAGUUCAUCCAGAUGUGAGGUUGAAACGGCUACCGUUUUAUGACAUUUUAGGAGAGCUUCUGAAACCAACUAGUCUGGUCCCUAAACCUACUGGUCGUUUUCAAGAAACAUUCUUUAUAUUCCAUCUCACUCCUCAACAAGCACAAGAUAUUGCUAUGUCCAGAGAUUUUAGACCUGGUGCUAAAUGUGAAUACACAACACAAGUGCAGUUGAGAUUUUGCCUUUUGGAAACAAGCUGCGAACAAGAUGACAACUUCCCUCCAAGUAUAUGUGUGAGAGUGAAUGGGAAACUCGCGACAUUGCCAAAUCCAAUACCAACAACUAAACCUGGUGUGGAGCCCAAACGUCCAGGACGUCCAGUUGACAUCACAGCUUUAUGCCGGUUGUCACCAACAGUGCCCAAUCAUGUUGACGUGUCAUGGGCUUCAGAGUUUGGACGGGGUUACUGUGUUGCAGUUUACUUGGUGAAAAAGCUUACCUCUGACAUUCUACUACAAAGAUUAAAACAGUUUGGUAACCGCCAUCCAGAUCAUUCCAGAGCUUUGAUUAAAGAAAAAUUACAACAUGAUCCAGACAGUGAAAUUGCAACUACUAGCCUUAGAGUAUCAUUGAUGUGUCCACUUGGAAAAAUGCGUCUUCAGAUUCCCUGUCGUUGCAGUACAUGUACACAUUUACAGUGUUUUGAUGCUUUCACAUUUCUUAUGAUGAAUGAGAAGAAACCUACAUGGAUCUGCCCUGUCUGUGAUAAAUCUGCAGCAUUUGAUAAACUUAUUAUUGACGGAUUAUUUGUGGAAAUUCUUCAACAGUCUGCUGGUUGUACAGAAAUUCAAUUUGGUGAAGAUGGUUCUUGGAGUCCUUUGAAGGCUGUAAAAGAAACAUUACUUAUCAGCAGCCCAGUUAUUAAAAGCUCAUCAAUACCAGGAUCACCUGAGAAAAAAGCAAGUCCACAGCAAGAUGUGAUUGAUUUGACUAUGGAUUCCUCAUCUGACGAGGAAGAUCUCACACAGCAUGUUACUCCAUCACGAACUCCAAGUACAUCACAAACCAGUAAUUCUUCAGGAUCAUCAAUUGCGACUUCAGUUAAUUCAUCUCCUGCGUAUUCCAACAAUGUAUAUCUUCAGCAGCCUUCCCUUCCUGUUAUCACCUCCAACAGUAUUGCAGCAGUAUUUGGCUCGCGGUCAUCUCCUGUGUUGAAAUCUGCACACUCAUUGUACAUAGCACCUACUCCAAACUUUGCUGAACUGUCAGCUAAUGAUAUUUCUGAAAAUUUUACAAAACUACCAGUUUUCCCUGGAGCCAAUUCCAGUUCGGCAGCGGCAGCAGCAGCUUCAACACCAAACCCAAGGGAUGUCUCCAUGUACUCAUUGCUAUCACCAGAGGCCAGUGAUGAUAUGGAGAUAUCUAACUUGAUUGGUAUACCAGGCUACCCCCCUAACAGUAACAUUGUAUCCAGCAUGAAUAGCAGUAGUAGCUGCAGUAACAGCAGUAGUAGUAUUAGCAGCAGCAGCAGCAAUAGUAGCGGGUGUAAGAGCAGCAGCAGCAUCAGUCAUAGCCAUCCACCCUUACCUACCACAGUUAUGACCAACUCCAUCGCUGUCACUACUUCAUCUGACUGUUUGAAUUCAAACCUCAACCAACUCAAUCAACCUGAUGUCAUAUCACUUGAUUAAAAACAUCUUGAUGCAUCUCUCAAAGUAUCAAUAUACACUCAUAAAUACUGAUAUGUUUGUAAAUAAAGAGUACAUUCAAACUUGUUUCACAGUUCACAAACUGUUUCUGUAUACUGGUACUAUAUACUAGCAAACCCACACACACACACGCAAUAUAUUUGUGUGUGUAUGUGUAUGUUUUAUAUAUGUAUAUAUAUAUAUAUAUAUAAAUGUCGAACAUGUGCAUAUGUAUAAAGAUUUAGAAAACAACAUUGACUGAUUGCGCAAGGCAGCAACAUUAUAUAUACAUAUAUAUAUAUAGUGAUUAUUUAUAACACUUGUCAUUACUUUUUAUAAUAUAAAGUUUUGAAUUUUAUCACAGCAUCGUACAGUUGUCAGUGAUGUAAAACUUAGUUGGUGGUUGCUUUAAGCCUUUUUAUACAAUCAUUUCUGUUCAAAAUUUAUUAGGCUAGUACUGCAUACAUUUGAAUUGUAAAGCAUUUUCAUCCUCAAAUAGGUAUCAGGUACUAUAUUAUUAGGAUUCAUUUGCAGUUAGAUACUUAACUGUCUUACUUCAAAAAUGUAAGUUAUGAAAGAAAAAAAAUAUUUCUAUUUUCAUAAAAUUGUUCAGAGAUUCAAGUGUUUACGAAUCUAAAGUAUUUAAAUAAUGAUUAACUAUAUUUAUAGUAAACAAGCGAUUAAGCUCAUCUGAUAAGUGUGAUCUACAUUUAUUGCAUAUGAUUAAAUAUCCUUAAAAAUCUAACAUCAGGAAAAUAUAUUUACAUUAAAAUCAAUAUUUAUCAUUUGAUUUGUGUCAAAAUUGGACUUAGCUGAAUUUAGACAUACCAACUAUUGAUUUGAAAAGAAAGUGUGAAUCUUAUAAAUCAAUUCAUUGACUUCUUUUUUUUUUUUUGUUUAAUUUUUCUAAACCUCUCUAAAGAUGAUAUAAAAAAUAAUUCAAUAAUAUUUCUGAAUUAAAUAAUAAAUACAUAGAUAGAUUUGAAGACUUAUUUUAUUCAAACUAUAAAUAUUAGGGAAGGAAAUUAAGAAAACUUAACAAAAAACAAACUAAUCACAUAUUGUAAUUGUAAAUUACUGUUGCUAAUUGUUGAUGUUUUCAUAGGUAUUUUACCUAAGAAUAAACUCUGGUUGUGAUCCAAUCAUUUUCAGUGAGUGUGUGUGUGUGUGUGCGUGCAUGCAUGUGUGUGCAUGUCUAAUACCUUCACAUUCUUAUAAAAUUUUGUUUUGGGAAGGGGCUUAAUGUUUAUCACAAGAUCCUGUGGAAUCACAUGCAGCAGAGUCUGAUGUGGUUUCCUCCUAUUUCAUUCUAUACCAUGUCAUUUUACCAUUGCAAAUAUUCUGAUAUGUUAUUUACAUCCGUUUGAUGUUUUUGAAUUUGAUUUUCUUUAUUUGUUCCCAACCAUGAACCCGAAUACUAUAAGUAUAAAUCACAUUUCUUAAGCCACAUUGACAAAUGUAGAUUAUAUUGAAUUCUUGUUUAAAGGUACAAUUCUUAACCUGGAGAAAAUUUAAAGCAUUCAUUCAAGUGGCAAGAUUGCUUUUAGGUUGAAAAUUUAUUUACAUUGAAUUCAUUUUUUCUUGGUGUUGAUUUUUUACACGACUAAUUUUUUCUUAAUAUAUAGGAAACAGGGUUAGAUAGUAAACUGGUAAGGAAGGCAUGCUGG
Molecule: messenger RNA, 4220 nt
Organism: Octopus sinensis (East Asian common octopus)
Lineage: Eukaryota; Metazoa; Mollusca; Cephalopoda; Octopoda; Octopodidae
Product: E3 SUMO-protein ligase PIAS2
Exons: 14
Coding region: 715-2556 (613 amino acids)
Biological process (GO): protein sumoylation; regulation of transcription by RNA polymerase II
Molecular function (GO): transcription coregulator activity; SUMO ligase activity; zinc ion binding
Source: RefSeq, a predicted model, not a curated record